AUGGUCGCAAUCCGGUGUGACGGGGCUAAAGAUAUGAAUAUAAUGGAGAAGUGCGCUAUUCAGAUUCAGAUGUCUGCAAUGAAGAUUGUGUGCUUUCUGUUUCUGUCUGUUAUUUCGACAACCACGGCUAUGAAUACAAUCAUGGUUGAAAUGGAAGAUAUCGCUAUGGACACCUCGUAUAAAGGGCGCCUGUUUAUGAGAGAAAAUGCCAGCGGUAAAAAAACUGUACUAAUUCAUAAUACAGAAACAAUCGACGUUCAUUUUUGUUUGGAUGAACCCGAAACGUUGAUUGUCGAGCGAAUUAAAUAUUCAACCGAUGGUUACCCCGAUGACGUUAGAGUUGAGCUAGACAACAGUGUGAUUGGUCACUUUAUGACUCACGAAGGAACCAACUGGGGACAUCUUUGGAACGAAUUUCAUGAAACAGGAGUCGUGGGGAUGCCGUUUAAUCUGGAAAAGGGUCAACAUAAUCUCAUUCUUUCAUUGGCAAAAGCGGAUCAAUAUGGAGUGGAGUUGGAUUAUAUUGAAUUCGCAUUUUCCGAAAGUACUUCUGCAGACCAAGUGCUGUGCAGCGAACAUGAGUAUGCUAGGAAAAUGGCCAGUGAAGGUAGAAAGCGACGCAGGCGACAUCUUCGAUCUUUCUUGGAUUAUUUGAAGAAGACUGAACAAUAA
This is a messenger RNA of Lottia gigantea (owl limpet), 672 nucleotides long. RefSeq lists its product as hypothetical. The transcript has 2 exons. The record is from RefSeq and is a predicted model, not a curated record. The coding region runs from base 1 to 672 and encodes 223 amino acids. Lineage: Eukaryota; Metazoa; Mollusca; Gastropoda; Lottiidae.